Messenger RNA from Hylaeus anthracinus, 1385 nucleotides. RefSeq names its product putative tRNA (cytidine(32)/guanosine(34)-2'-O)-methyltransferase (gene Trm7-32). Bases 145 to 1242 code for a protein of 365 amino acids. Gene Ontology annotation, biological process: cytoplasmic translation; tRNA methylation. The record is from RefSeq and is a predicted model, not a curated record. NCBI's taxonomy places the organism in Eukaryota, Metazoa, Arthropoda, Insecta, Hymenoptera, Colletidae. The transcript has 5 exons. Gene Ontology annotation, molecular function: tRNA methyltransferase activity. Gene Ontology annotation, cellular component: cytoplasm.
UGGAAACAGCUGUUCGCGUACCCACGAUACAUACUAACCUAACUAUACACAAUUUGUUUGACAAUUUCCGUGCUAUCAUUCGAAUUAACCUAUACGUGAAAUAAAUAAGUGUAUACAUAGUUUUUGUACUUUUGUUAAUAAACCAUGGGAAAAACAUCGAAAGAUAAACGGGAUAUAUACUAUCGUCGAGCGAAAGAAGAAGGCUGGAGGGCAAGGAGCGCCUUUAAGUUACUCCAAAUAGACAAUGAAUGUCACAUCUUGGAUGGAGUGAACAAAGCGGUAGAUUUGUGUGCGGCGCCUGGUAGCUGGAGUCAAGUUUUAUCCCGUAGAUUAAAUGAAAACUAUAAAGAGGCUUCCAAGAUGGGAAACGCAACACCUCCAAAAAUAGUUGCCGUUGAUUUGCAAGCUAUGGCACCGUUAGAAGGAGUAAUACAACUCCAGGGGGAUAUUACUAAUGCUAAUACAGCAGAGCAAAUUAUAGCUCACUUUAACCACGAGCAAGCAGAUUUAGUAGUUUGUGAUGGGGCACCGGAUGUUACAGGUCUUCACGAUAUGGAUAUUUACAUUCAGUCGCAACUACUACUAGCUGCUUUGAACAUUACUACCUACAUACUGAGAGAAGGAGGCACAUUUGUGGCAAAAAUAUUUCGUGCCAAGGAUGUAUCGCUGCUCUACUCUCAACUAAAGAUAUUUUUCCCUUAUGUUUAUUGCACGAAACCAAGCAGCUCGCGUAACUCGAGUAUAGAAGCAUUCGUAGUGUGCAAACAAUACUCGCCUCCCAAGGGAUACACACCUCACAUGUUGAAUCCUCUCUUAACGCACGAGCAAUGUGAUUUCCGUAAUCUCACCGGAGCUAAUAGGGUCAUUGUUCCAUUUGUCGUCUGCGGUGAUCUCACUCAGCCCGAUUCUGACACGUGUUACCCCCUUGACUACGAGGGAAAGGAGUACAAAUAUCAGGCACCGGUGCAGACACCAAUCGCGCCACCGUACGAGGAAGCGCUGUCUUUGCUCGGAAACCGGGAUACUGAUUACAGAAAAGCUAACGUUAGCGUAGUUAUAGACAACCUAAAAUCAAUGUCCAUAUUAGAUUUCAAAAAUCAAGCAAAGCAGAAACGUAAUGAUAUAAAUGAAAAAAAAAUAGUAGCAAUAGAUACCAAGCAGAACAGGGAAGAUUUAUUACAAUUUACGGAAUUAGCAACUAUUAAAUUGUAUGAUAAUGAAAAUGCCGAUGAUAUUGCGUAAAACUUUGCGCGUCGUAUCGUAUUAUACGAUCUGUUUGAUAUUCGUUAAUAAAAAAGAAGAAAAAAAAAACACCUAUAAUUUUAUUGUUGUUAUGAAUAAAGUACUGUUUCCUUUCCUUUCCUUCCUUUUAAUUUUUUUUUUUU